AUGCCGCCGGUCGAUGCGAACGAAAUCCAACAGUUUGCUGCCGACUACGACAGCGGUAGUAGCGAUCGGCUUCGAGAGUAUGCUUUUGCGCCGUCCACGGACCAGUACCACUACGAUACCACGCCACGACAGCCGUCACACUCGGCACACUCGUCGUAUAGCGCCAUGUCCAGUAAACAGGCAAGGUCGUCCAGCUUCGCGUCCACUGCCGGCACGGCGAGUAGCCAAUACAGCGACCAGUACAGCGGUGGUAGCUCCUACGCAACUGGCAGUUCUGGAUGGUCCACCUCACCUUCGACCACGGCGGAGACGUAUGCUGAAAGCGUGACAACAUACACCAUCGAGCCCGAUACGUAUCUUCCUGCGCCGGCCCAAACCGGAGCGCUAUCUUUGCCAUGCGAAUUUGUUGGUCUGGCCUCCUGCGCGUAUAGUUUCGAUCAGAAUGAUACCGCGGCUUGGAUCGAACACACAAUCCAAGUACAUCUUCAUGACAGGCUCCCGAAUAAGGUCCUCUGUUGGUUCUGUGACGAAUAUAGUUUUGAUGUCAGCCACCUGGAGGUUGGAGGCGAUCGCCGUCUCAACUUUGAGCAACGCAUGUGGCAUAUCCGCGACCACAUCAUGGAGGAAGGGAAGACAGCUGAACAGAUACGCCCGGACUUCCACAUGCUGGAACACCUCGAUCGCCAUGGGCUGAUCACCAAGGCGGUGUAUACUAGAGCCAAGAGGUGGCGUGAGAAAGUGCCCCCAGUGACCGGAAUAUAUGCCCCUGGCUAUGUGCCCGAGGAGAGGCGGGUCGAGAAUGAGCGACGUAACCGGGUCUUAGUCGACCAUGAUAAAGAGGACAGACACCACCGAAGACGGCACAGGAACCACCACCGAUAA
Anthostomella pinea is the source of this 882-nucleotide messenger RNA. The record is from the annotation of a GenBank genome assembly. NCBI's taxonomy places the organism in Eukaryota, Fungi, Ascomycota, Sordariomycetes, Xylariales, Xylariaceae.